UCUCUCUCUCUCUCUCUCUCUCUGAAGAAGAAGAAGGAGAAGACAGCUGUUCUUGGGUUGUGCUUUUUUUCCUCUAUCGUUUUCUAUUAAGUUUUUCUUUCUCGUUUACUGCUUUUGUGCCGCAGCCCAUUUGCGCAAAAAAAAAAGAGAUGUCUUUCUCUCCUUGUUCUUGUUCGUUUUCUUGAUUUUUGUUCGGACAAACACAACUGGGAAAAGACACAUAGUCCCCAAAAAAAGCCCGAGGUUGUCUGAAUUCUGAGCCUUGAAAGAGACCACUACAACGUAAAAUCUUUUUCCUUCCUCUCUUUUCUGGAUAUUGUCUUUGGGGCUUGAGAGGAGGUGAGGGAAUGGAAUUCGAGCUGGCUUUCAUUGUGAUUCUUCAAGCCGCGUUCCUUCUGUCUCUAUGUUCAGCGGAAAAACAUGAGGACCUCUUGCCCAAGAUAUCUCCUGAUGCUUCUCCUCAGCCGUUUCUUCCUUUCAUUGCACCGUCUCCGAUGGUUCCAUUCAUAAACAGAACCACUCCGAAACUAUCGGGGCUUUGCUCACUUAACUUCUCAGCAUCUGAGAGUUUGAUCGAGACAACUUCCUACAACUGUUGGCUUGUCUUGGCCCCUGUCCUGGCUGAUGUUAUGUGUUGUCCUCAGUUAGAUGCUACACUAGCGAUUCUCCUCGGAGAAUCGAGCAAAGAAAGUGGGCUGCUUGCCUUGAACGGGACACAAUCCAAGCACUGUCUCUCGGAUUUAGAGAAAAUUUUAGUGGCAAGAGGUGCUUCAAAUGAGCUUAUGAAGAUAUGUUCUGUCCGUGCGUCAAAUCUUACGGCUUCUUCCUGCCCCAUCAUUGAUGUUAAUGAGUUCGAAAGCUUGGUAGAUGCUUCAAAGCUUCUUGUGGCAUGUGAAAAGGUUGAUCCUGUGAAGGAAUGUUGUGAACAGAACUGCCAGAAUGCAAUACUUGAUGCUGCUACUAAGAUUGCUCUGAAAGCAUCCGAACCUUUGACAGAUAACUCGGAGAGGAUAAAUGAUUGCAGAAGCGUCGUACACCGUUGGCUUGCUAGUAAACUCGAUCCUUCUCGUGCUAAGGAAACUCUCAGAGGGCUAACAAACUGUAAUGUCAACAGAGUUUGCCCUCUGGUGUUCCCGCACAUGAGGCACAUCGGGAAUAGCUGCAGAGACGGGAUCAGUAACCAGACAGGCUGCUGCCUUGCCAUGGAGAACUAUGUAUCUCACUUGCAGAAGCAGUCACUCGUCACCAACUUGCAGGCUUUGGAUUGCGCUUCAACUAUGGGGCUAAAGCUGCAGAAGCUCAACGUCACCAAGAAUCUCUUUAGCAUUUGUCAUAUCAGCCUGAAGGAUUUCUCCAUUCAAGUCGCAAGCCAAGUGUCGGGUUGCCUCUUGCCAAGCUUACCAUCUGAUGCGAUAUUCGAUAACUCCACGGGGAUAAGCUUCACUUGCGAUCUGAACGACAACAUUCCAGCUCCAUGGCCCUCUUCCUCCUCUCAAUCACCCGCCUCUUCCUGUAACAAAACUGUCAGAAUCCCGGCUCUUCCCGCUGCAGCAUCCUCUCAACCGAGUCUCUACAAUGAAGCUGUGAAUCGCUUGGUGAUCUCUGUCUUGUCUAUGGUUCUCUUGAUAUUGCUGCCUCUGUCUUAGUAGUAGCUGUUCAAAACCGGUUCAGCCUCCCUGAUUGGUGUACCGAUACCGGUUUAGUGAUCAUGGAGGUGUCUUUUGUAGAUCAAACCGGUACGGUCAUUGCUAAAAGUUGCGUGUACCGGCCCGGUUUAAGCACUGAGGUAUAAGUUCCCGAGGUGAUCGUAUUGAUUCACGAUUCUUGAAAAUCUUUUUUUUUUAUGUAAAGAAAUAUAUUAUUAUUAUUAGGGUCUAUAAAAGUUUAUAUAUUAUGUAUUUCUCUGUGUUGUAAAUCGUACUAUUGACUUGGUAUUUUUUUUUUAUCGGUUUCAGUAA
Messenger RNA from Tarenaya hassleriana, 1958 nucleotides. RefSeq lists its product as uncharacterized. NCBI's taxonomy places the organism in Eukaryota, Viridiplantae, Streptophyta, Magnoliopsida, Brassicales, Cleomaceae. Gene Ontology annotation, cellular component: plasma membrane. The coding region runs from base 348 to 1646 and encodes 432 amino acids. The record is from RefSeq and is a predicted model, not a curated record. The transcript is spliced from 8 exons.